This is a messenger RNA of Engraulis encrasicolus (European anchovy), 3386 nucleotides long. It is a transcript of the gene stx7l, whose product is annotated as syntaxin 7-like. The transcript is spliced from 10 exons. Gene Ontology annotation, cellular component: membrane; SNARE complex; endomembrane system. The record is from RefSeq and is a predicted model, not a curated record. The coding region runs from base 119 to 904 and encodes 261 amino acids. Lineage: Eukaryota; Metazoa; Chordata; Actinopteri; Clupeiformes; Engraulidae. Gene Ontology annotation, molecular function: SNARE binding; SNAP receptor activity. Gene Ontology annotation, biological process: intracellular protein transport; vesicle fusion; vesicle-mediated transport.
GGAACGCGCACCCGUCUGAUCAUGUGACGCAGAAAUGACUCAAAGAUCAGGAAGCCAGCGCUGAACGGACUGAUCUGAGCCGAGCAAGUUUAUCCUGCGAGCAGCUUAAUGUGUUGCCAUGGACUACCAGCGCGGAGUGGCCAAGGACCCCAGCCAAUUGGCUCAGACCAUCGGCUCCAACAUACACAAGAUCACGCAGCAGACAUCUGAGAUUCAGAGGAUUGUUAAUCAGCUGGGCACUGCACAGGAUACUGCAGAACUGAGACACACGCUACAGCAGAAACAGCACAAUGUCAACACUCUCGCCAAAGACACGGACAAGUUGAUGAAAGAGUUUGGAUCGUUGCCAGUGACAACAGACCAGCAGCGCCAAAGAAAAAUCCAGAAAGAUCGUCUUGUCAAUGAUUUCUCCAAUGCCCUGGCAAUCGUCCAAAGAACCCAGAGACAGGCGGCACAGAAGGAGAAGGAGUUUGUAGCCAGAGUCCGGGCCAGCUCAAGAGUAUCAGGUGGUGGUCCAGACACAGAGUUCAGAGGAGGUUCUAAUCCCUUUGGAGAUGACAGCCAGACGCAGGUACAGGUGGAGGAGGAGGCCAUCAGGGAGGAGGACCUGUCCCUCAUCCAGGAGCGGGAGCAGGCUAUACUGCAGCUGGAGUCUGAUAUUACAGAUAUCAACGAGAUCUUCAAAGACCUGGGGAUGAUGGUCCAUGAGCAAGGGGACAUGAUAGACAGCAUAGAGGCCAAUGUGGAGAGUGCUGACCUCAACGUGCAGUCUGCUACUCAGCAGUUGGCGAGAGCAGCCGAUUACCAGCAAAGGUCCAGGAAGAAGAUCUGCAUCCUCAUAGUGGUGUUGAUGAUUGCAGCUGUAGUCCUCGGCCUGAUCAUCUGGGCUGCUGUAAAGGGAUAAGAUCAUGCCAAUGCUAUAUUUUACACAUCACUUUUUAUUUUCAACCCCCCCCCCCCCUUUUUUGUCAUUAAUUACAGGAUUAUAGGUGUCAGACAGACACUUUGGCUACAAGAGCCUUCAUCAACGCCUGUCUGACCUGCAAUGAAUGAAUAAAAAGGGGGCAAUGUCUAAUCACUUUCGGUAACACUGUACUUGAUACCGGUGUCAUAUGCAUGUCAUUACAGUGUCAUAACAGUGUCAUGGCACCGUUUUGCACGUGUCAUAAACAUUAUGUCAAUGUCAUAGACAUUUUAUGACUAUUGGCCUUGAGGUUGUCUUUGCCAUAACCAAAUGUCACUACAGUCAUGAAAUCUUUAUGACACUGACAUAAUGUUAAAUGCCUUAUCUAUGACUGUGUCAUGACACUAUUGUGACACUGUAAUGACAUGCAUAUGACACCGGCGUCGAGUAAAGUUUAACCUCACUUUCUUAAUCAUUGUCCUCCUCAAAGGGCUAGUUAGUAGAUGCUGGGUGCAUCCCAAUAUGUGACCUUGCCUCCUCCACUUGCCUCCUCCACUUGCUUCUCGUCAUGAUGACAUCACUGACAACAGCAUUAUAUUUCAAUAUCUUGCAAAAGCUCAAUUGUAAAGUCUUUUUCUCAUUUGCAAUUGGGAUGAUGAAUGAAAAACAGUCCCUCAAAAGUUGUUGUGGCGAGGCUGACAGCUGGUAGCCUGAUAAACCAGACUAAAUGUGGAUGUCUAAUUUAGUCUGGCCUCGAUGCAUAAUACAUCCGAAGAUUGUUGAUGAGAACAAACUUCCCUCAAAACCCUGCCCACUUUGAUUCAAAACACAUCUUUGUGUUGUAAUUGGUUUGCCAGAUUCUUGGCAUUCUGGCUUCAUUGAAUCAUUAUGCGAGGCCAGACCCACCCGUAGACGAAACAUUUUGCCGUCCAGCGGGUGGCGCUGGUUCACCAGGCUAGACAGCUGGGAAACUUUAUCGUUUUCUCCACGGAGGAGGGGCCAGGAGGCGGGACGAGGAGACAAGCACUAGUGGAGGAGGCAAGGACACAUAUUGGGAUGCACACGCUAUGUUGGCAGGGUCAAGAGAGGCCACUCAGAGACUGUGCUCCACCAGUCCUCUAACAUGGCAUGCUUCAGGUUCUGUGUUAGCCUGGUAAACCAGCUGCGAGUGGGUCUGGCCUCGGAUCUGAGAACGUUUUGAACACUGUGCCCUGAGUCUGGCAAAACCAAUUACAACGCAGAGAUUUGUUUUGAAUCAAAGCGGGCAGGUUUUGAGGGAGUGACGACGAAGCUUGCAACACCGUUGGGAAAGCACGUCAGCGCAGGGACGGUUUGAAAAAACAAGAGGUUGUUCUCAUCAGCAAUCGUCCAAGGUAUCGUUCAUCGCGGCCAGACUAAAUUACUCCGGUCUCACAUUUAGGCUGGUUUAUCAGGCUAGUUCUGUGUACUACUAGAUGCAACUUUGAUUUCCUACACAGUUGUGAAUUGCAGGUUUCAGACACUGAAACCUCUGCCAUGUUUUCCUUAACUUUUUAGUCGCUUGUACUGUACGCGGCUCCACUCACCAAUAUGUCAGCCACAUCACUUUCCCACUGCCGGUUUUCUGGUAAGCCUACAGCUCGACACAGCGCGACUCUGCACUUUUUGCUUUACUAUUGAGCUAUUGUGUCGUGCGUGCCUAUUCGAAAAGCAAAAAGUGACGGCUGAGUCGCGCUGUGUCCAUUGGUAGGCCUACCAGAAAACCGGCAGUGGAAAAGAGGCAUUAUCCAGUCAGCCACAAACUGGUUCACUUUUUCUGUUCAACACAGCUGAGUGCAUAGCUGAGCUGUUUCUCUUGAAAGCUCUAAACAUCCUUCUGAUUCAGAGCUGAUUGGAUCAAACUAGUCGCAGGGAGUUUACUCUCUAGGCCUGGUGAUGGACACUUCUGGGAUGCAUUUCUCGAAACCGUAGUUGCUUACUAUGUUAGCUACUUUUGUUGUUUGCAAUGCAAUUUCCCAUUGGCAACUACCAAAGUUGCUUACAGGCUAACAACUACGCAUUCGAGAAAUACACCCCAGAUCAUCAGGAAUGACUACUCAUCACUCAAAGUAGAGAGUUAUGCUUUGAAAUUUUUUUAUUUUUUUUUAAAGGGACUAUCAUACUAAAACGUGCUUCAUGUACUGAUAAAUGGAAUUAUCAUUGAGGACAGUUUUUAACAUGUUUUGAUAUCUAAGUAUUUUUACUGUGUAUAGUUCUAUUUCCCCUGUAAACUUGUAUCAAUAUACCUACGUAAAAAAGGUUUAAUGAAAGCAUUCCAUUGAAUCCAUUAGUUAUGUCUGCCCUAACUACUGUAGUAAGCAAUAAAGCAUGAUGUGCCACAUUUACAUGUGAUCUUUAUCCUGAGAAGAAAGGGAAUGUUUGCUAUUUAACUGUAAUUCACUUUAUAUUGUAAAUUAAAUAUUGUAUAGAUAUAUGCAAUCAAACAAAUGGUUUGCUGUCUGUU